UCUAGUUUCCUUUCUAAAACCCUACAGUUCCUCCUCCGGCCGCCGUUGCCUUUCCCCGGCCGUUCGUUCCCGUUGUCAUUUCUCCCAUCGUAGCAGCUUAGUCAGGCCAAUUUCAUCUUCUGUUUUUGGUGUGAGCUCAGCGGUGUCGGUCACUCCACCGGCGUUACAUUUCUCGACCAGCCAGACUUCUCCACCAUUUGACUGAUCUACUCUUCAAUUGCUCUUUUUAGCAGGUUUUGAAAGUUGUAACUCACUCAGUACUUCCCAUCAACGACUUAGCAGAAUGGCUAUCCUAUCAUCACUUAGUUCAGCCACACUUUGCGGUGCCUCAGUUUUUCCUAAAGUAUUAGCCUGCAGCUCAGAGUUCUCAACCAACCUCUCUAGUCCUUUUGAAAGCUCAAAGAUUUGUUUGACUUCUUCGUUUCCUGCCUCUAGGCAUCCCAAGAAAAUUUCUACUUGGAACCUGACCCGGAAUGUUGCUCCAAUCCAAGGAAUUAGGUGUCAUGCUAUGCAAGUGGAGACUAGGGAAUGUUUUACGGCUGGGAAGAAAUUCCAACUUAGUGAUGUGAUUGAAGGGCAACAGUUUGAUAGGGAGAUGCUAAGCGCUAUAUUCGAUGUUGCACGCGAAAUGGAAAAGAUUGAAAAAAGCUCUACUCAAAGUGAACUUCUCAAGGGUUAUCUAAUGGCUACCCUCUUUUAUGAGCCUUCUACCCGUACCAGGCUCUCUUUUGAAUCUGCUAUGAAACGCCUUGGAGGGGAGGUCUUAACCACUGAGAAUGCCAGAGAGUUUUCAUCUGCAGCUAAAGGGGAAACACUUGAAGAUACUAUAAGAACAGUGGAGGGUUAUUCCGAUAUAAUCGUGAUGCGGCAUUUUGAAAGCGGUGCUGCUAGAAAAGCUGCAGCUACUGCCAACAUACCUGUCAUUAAUGCAGGUGAUGGUCCUGGAGAGCAUCCUACUCAGGCUCUAUUGGACGUCUAUACCAUUCAAAGUGAAAUUGGAAAACUAGAUGGCAUCAGUGUAGCCCUAGUUGGAGAUCUUGCCAAUGGAAGGACAGUCCGAUCACUUGCGUACUUGCUUGCCAAGUUUAAAGACGUGAAGAUCUACUUUGUUUCCCCUGAAAUUGUUAAGAUGAAGGAUGAUAUAAAAGACUAUUUGACAUCAAACGGGGUCAAAUGGGAAGAAAGUUCGAACUUAAUGGAAGUAGCAUCUAAGUGUGAUGUAGUUUAUCAAACCCGCAUUCAGAGAGAGAGGUUUGGAGAAAGGCUUGACCUUUACGAAGCAGCUCGUGGGAAGUAUAUCGUAGACAAGGAUCUCUUAGGAGUGAUGCAGGAAAAAGCUAUUAUCAUGCACCCCUUACCUAGAUUGGAUGAAAUCACUGCAGAUGUUGACGCUGAUCCAAGAGCUGCCUACUUCAGACAAGCAAAGAACGGAUUGUUCAUUAGAAUGGCUCUUUUGAAGCUACUGCUUACCGGUUGGUGAUGGAUGGUUGUUGAGGUAGAAAUCCGUUAAUAAUCUCAAUAUCAAGCCUGUGACAGAGGAGACAGUGGCAUCAGCUCGCAAUAAUAAAUUAGGAAACACAGUGAUCUUUGUGUGUGUUCUUGAUGUUUACUGAAAAGAAUAGUAAAAGCUGUUGGUUUGUUGUUGGUCAAAAGACUGAUUUGAAGAGGAAGAGUUGUUGAACUUUAUGAAUCAUUUGAUUUUGAGCUAAA
Capsella rubella is the source of this 1710-nucleotide messenger RNA. RefSeq names its product aspartate carbamoyltransferase, chloroplastic. NCBI's taxonomy places the organism in Eukaryota, Viridiplantae, Streptophyta, Magnoliopsida, Brassicales, Brassicaceae. The transcript is spliced from 6 exons. Gene Ontology annotation, molecular function: aspartate carbamoyltransferase activity; amino acid binding. The record is from RefSeq and is a predicted model, not a curated record. Gene Ontology annotation, biological process: 'de novo' pyrimidine nucleobase biosynthetic process; amino acid metabolic process. The coding region runs from base 284 to 1480 and encodes 398 amino acids.